AUGAAGACUGAAUUCAAGUUCUCCAAUCUGCUGGGCACUGUCUACAGCAGAGGCAACCUGCUCUUUGCGCCCGACGGAACCUGCCUUCUUUCGCCCGUUGGAAAUCGAGUCUCUGUGUUCGAUCUCGUCAAUAACAAGUCAUAUACCCUCCCGUUCGCCCACCGACGGAACAUCGCCCGCCUCGCCCUCAAUCCUCGAGGGAAUCUUCUUCUCUCCGUCGACGAAGAUGGUCGCGCAAUCCUCACCAACCUCCCCCGGAGAGUCGCUCUCUACCACUUCGCCUUCAAGGGCGAAGUGACCGCCCUCUCGUUUGCGCCCUCAGGUCGACACUUCGCCGUAGCCAUUGGCCGGAGAGUGGAAGUAUGGCAUACACCAUCAACACCUGACGUAGCAGACGGUGACCUUGAGUUUGCGCCUUUCGUACGACAUCACUCCCACGCAGGACACUUCGACGAAAUACAAAGCAUAGAAUGGUCGAGAGACUCGCGCUUUUUCUUGACCGCCUCCAAAGAUUUGACCACCAGGAUGUGGAGUCUAAAUCCCGAGGAAGGCUUCGUACCUACUACACUAGGUGGCCAUCGACAAGGGGUCGUGGGAGCUUGGUUCUCAAAAGACCAGGAAACGAUAUACACCGUCAGCAAAGACGGCGCACUCUUCCAGUGGAAUUACGUGUUGCGACCAAAUGCGACAGAGGAUGCAGAAAUGGGUGACGAUAACAUGCAGUGGAGAAUUACCGACAGGCAUUACUUCAUGCAAAAUAACGCCAACGUAACGUGCGCAGCAUUUCACGCCGAAUCGAAUCUCCUAGUGACGGGAUUCUCCAACGGCAUAUUCGGUAUCUACGAAUUACCCGAGUUCAGCACGAUCCAAACUCUAAGUAUUUCACAAAACGACAUCGACUAUGUAGCCAUUAACAAGACUGGUGAAUGGCUCGCUUUUGGCGCGUCAAAAUUAGGCCAGCUCUUAGUUUGGGAGUGGCAGUCCGAGUCAUACAUCCUGAAGCAGCAGGGCCAUUACGAUUCGAUGAAUUCCAUUGCGUACUCUCCAGACGGGCAAAAGAUUAUCACCACAGCAGACGACGGGAAGAUCAAAGUCUGGGACGUAAACUCUGGAUUCUGCAUUGUAACCUUCACUGAACAUACCAGCGGCGUCACAGCCUGCGAAUUCGCAAAGAGGGGGAACGUUCUAUUCACAUCGAGUCUCGACGGCUCAGUCCGAGCAUGGGACCUCAUACGAUAUCGAAAUUUCCGGACGUUCACUGCCCCAACUAGGCUGUCAUUUUCAUCUUUGGCUGUAGAUCCAAGCGGAGAGGUUAUAUGUGCUGGAUCUAUCGACUCGUUCGAUAUCCAUAUCUGGUCGGUCCAAACAGGCCAGCUAUUAGAUCAGCUCACCGGCCACGAAGGACCCGUAUCGUCACUCGCUUUCGCCCCAGAUAGCAGCGCGUUGGUCAGCGGUAGCUGGGACCACACGGUCCGGAUAUGGAGUAUAUUCGCGCGAACUCAAACCAGUGAGCCGCUGCAACUCAUGGCUGACGUUUUAUGCGUUGCUUUCCGUCCCGAUUCGAAACAGAUCGCUGUCACAACUCUCGAUGGCCAACUUACCUUCUGGUCCGUAUCCGAGGCAUCCCAACAGAACGGAAUCGACGCUCGUCGUGAUGUCUCUGGCGGUCGCAAACUGACGGAUCGUCGCACUGCUGCAAACGUAGCAGGCACGAAAAGCUUCACCACCGUCACAUACAGUGCUGACGGCACCUGUGUCUUAGCUGGAGGCAAUAGCAAGUACAUCUGCCUGUAUGACGUGCAGUCAGGUGUUUUGGCUAAGAAGUACACCGUCUCGGUCAACCUAUCUCUAGAUGGAACGCAAGAGUUCCUGAACAGUAAGCUUCUCACUGAGGCUGGGCCGAGAGGCCUGAUUGACGAUCAGGGGGAGGCAUCUGACCUCGAGGAUCGCCUCGACCGGAGCCUGCCUGGUGCAACACGCGGGGAUGCUGCCACUCGUAGGACGAGACCGGAAGUGCGCGUCCCUGCUGUUGCAUUUGCGCCCACCGGCAGAGCAUUCUGUGCAGCAUCAACAGAAGGCCUGCUGAUCUACUCCCUGGACACUGCCCUUCUGUUUGAUCCGUUCGAUCUCGAUAUCACUGUCACACCCGAAAGCACCCUCGAGACGCUGAGGCAGCGAGACUUUCUCAAAGCACUGGUCAUGGCUUUCCGACUCAAUGAACGCGCACUUAUUCGGCGCGUCUACGAGGCUACACCAAUCUCCGAUAUCCCUCUCGUCGUGAGGGACAUGCCCGCUGUCUAUCUCGCACGUUUGUUGCGAUUUGCAGCCUUGCAGGCGGACGAGAGCCCUCAUCUUGAGUUCAACCUGAUAUGGAUCGAAGCGCUUCUGAGCAAGCACGGUCGAUGGUUGAAAGAGAACAAGGGCACCCUGGACGCAGAACUGCGAAGUUUACAGAAGGCUGUUGUUCGAAUUCAGACCGAAUUGGCCAGACUGGCAGACGAGAAUGUGUACAGGAUCGAGUACCUGCUCGCACAACCUCUCAUUGGAGAGGAGGUACAGGAGAAGAGACUAGAGUUUGAGGUGGACGAAGGGAGCGACUUGGGCCCCGACAGCGAGGAUAUGGACGAUGAGGGGGAGUGGGUAGGCCUGGAUUGAGGUACCUAUUUCGGUGUGAACUGUUUCGAGACACACACUAGGACGCCCGAGGCUAAUGGCAUCUGCAAAGUCGCUUGGCCAUGUGAGGUACUCUUGUCAGGCCUGUCGUGAUGCUGUGAAGCCGUGUUCCUGG
Messenger RNA from Mytilinidion resinicola, 2788 nucleotides. Its product is annotated as WD40 repeat-like protein. Gene Ontology annotation, molecular function: protein binding. Gene Ontology annotation, cellular component: small-subunit processome; Pwp2p-containing subcomplex of 90S preribosome. The record is from RefSeq and is a predicted model, not a curated record. The transcript has 5 exons. Bases 1 to 2655 code for a protein of 884 amino acids. Gene Ontology annotation, biological process: maturation of SSU-rRNA from tricistronic rRNA transcript (SSU-rRNA, 5.8S rRNA, LSU-rRNA); ribosomal small subunit assembly. NCBI's taxonomy places the organism in Eukaryota, Fungi, Ascomycota, Dothideomycetes, Mytilinidiales, Mytilinidiaceae.